This is a messenger RNA of Caenorhabditis elegans, 2094 nucleotides long. RefSeq names its product Small ribosomal subunit protein mS39 (gene let-630). The record is from RefSeq and is marked reviewed. Gene Ontology annotation, cellular component: mitochondrion. Gene Ontology annotation, biological process: mitochondrial translation. The coding region runs from base 4 to 1998 and encodes 664 amino acids. Gene Ontology annotation, molecular function: ribosomal small subunit binding; rRNA binding. Lineage: Eukaryota; Metazoa; Nematoda; Chromadorea; Rhabditida; Rhabditidae. The transcript has 5 exons.
GCAAUGAUCGGCCGCAUGGGACUUGGCAGAGUUAUAACUCGCAGUUUAUCGUCGGUUGAGCCUGCAUUAUCUCAAAAAUUGACAAUACAGCCAGCAAUCGAGAGAUCUCCAACAGAUUUGUUAAAUGCCUUGUCAGAAACCGUUGGCCCGGACACAACUGCUCCACAUUUUGCCUACAUUGACGAUCCAAUUACCAUUCCUUCCACGCAGUCAACGAAAAAGACCUAUUUUAUGGCGAAGGAGUUUGGCAAAAGAGCUGCACGAGAACUAGCUACAGAAUGGCCAACCCUCUUCGCUUUUGACAGAGAUCAACCUCAGCUCCCGGUUUUCCGUCCUCGACAUCUAGCAGAUCCCCUUCAAGUUGAACCGACAGAGAAUAACCUGCUUAAAAUGAUUUCAAGUCGAGAAGUAAAAGACUCGUGUAUUUUGUAUGAACGCAUGCGAUCAGAGAACGUUGACGUUAGCGAGAAAGUCCAGCUGGAACUAUUCCGUCUUGUAACCUAUUACAAUUCGUCAAACGUACCUUUCGCAGAAUGGGAGGAGUUUGUUGGAAUGCGCAAUUUUGGAGAAGAUUCUACAUCCUCAUGGAAAUCGGGUGCAGUCGCUGAUCUUCUUUUCGAAACUCUCCCAAAAACUGAUGAAACCGUUUCUAUAAUGAUUGCUGGUCUAUGCAAGUUUUCUGAUCAUUCUAGUUUGGAAAGAGCUAGAGAAUUGUACAAGGAGCAUCGAGCUGCAAAAGGAAAAGUUUACCGAGAAGCGUUCAAUGGAUUAAUUGGCGCUUCAAGCUACAGUGUCGGGAAGAAAUUGGUAGCUGAAAUGAUUUCCCUCAGAAUGACACCCGAUAUUUUCACGUUCAAUGCAUUACUGUCGUCUGCUGCAAAAGCUGGAAAGUUUGAAGAUCGUGUGAAGGCGUUCACUGAAAUUAUUGGAGAAAUGAAAGAGAUUGGAGUUGAACCAGCACUGUCAUCUUUUCAUUUAAUUAUCAAAAACAUCAUAGAUUUUAAAUUAUUGGAUAAUGAAAAACGAGAGAGUGACGAGCAAAAGAAGACCUAUAAUCACCAGCUCACCGUGGCUAUAUCUUGGCUCAAUGAAAUUCAGAAUAGCCUUACUGGAAAAACUCUCAAGCCGAUUACAUCCACUUGUAAUCUUUUCUUCGUCGAAGCAAUGGGAAUCCAUUACAGAGCUGCAAAUGAGAACCUCGCAGAAAAUCUUGUUUCAAUUUAUGAAUCCAAAGCAAACGAAGUAAAGAUGCCAGCAUUCACAAUUGAAUCAAUGUUCUAUAAUAGACAAUUACAAUUGGCUGUGGAACAAAGUGCUUCACUGAACAGAAUUUAUGAUUUGUACACCACCAUGGUACCACGACUUGUUGGAGUCAACAAUUAUCUGUCAUCACUAGUUUUUCGAAAACUCGCUGCAUCCUCCGAUCGUCAUUGGCCACUGUUACGGAGAGUAAUCAUCGACGGUAUUGCAGCUGGACAGAUGAAUGGAGUUAUUGGAGAAGAAAUGCGCAAACAGUUGUGUAAUGUACAACUACAUACAUUGGGAACUAGUGAACGGGAGCAAUUCACAUCUCUUGUCCAAAAAUUGGUUGCAGUUUGGGUUGAGUUCAGCCAAUUCACAGAAGAGAGAAUGAGAAGGCUCCAAAGGAAACUGUCGCCUAGCCAGAUCUCAGAAUGUGCUUUGCUCUUGACCAGAAUCGGAGAACAGCAGAAAGCUUACGAACUGUUAGAUCUACUGCUUGAUGAAACUGCAAGCAGUGGGGACGAAGCGACUGUUUAUCCACGUGGACAUGCUAGGCCAUGGGCAAUGGCAGAAUUGUUCGAAGAUGCUCUUAGAAAACGUGAUACAUAUGCUGCAGCGACUUGCCUGCAAAUUAUGUCGUUGACCGCCAACCGUGCAAAACUUGAGCCUCUCGCCAAUCGCAUUUUCGAGAAAUGUAAUGUGAAUCAAGAGCAAGUUCGAAUUAUUCAAGGAUUCAUUCGUCUUCGCCCACAAUAAUUUUAUUUCGUUUAGCCUAGGAUAGUUGUAAAGUUAUUUUGUUUUUGUUUUGUUUUGCUUUCAAAAUGUCUCCCAUAAUAAAACUUAUUUAAAAAU